This is a messenger RNA of Aspergillus mulundensis, 1959 nucleotides long. RefSeq lists its product as uncharacterized. The transcript is spliced from 4 exons. Bases 1 to 1959 code for a protein of 652 amino acids. NCBI's taxonomy places the organism in Eukaryota, Fungi, Ascomycota, Eurotiomycetes, Eurotiales, Aspergillaceae. The record is from RefSeq and is a predicted model, not a curated record.
AUGGACAAGACAUCUGCAGACAAAGACACUUCCAAGGGGAACUCUGACCGCGGAACCCCUAGUACGACAGUCCCAGCUUCGACUUUUGCUUUUGCGCCGGGAGGAAGUCCCUUCGUCCAGCGGGACAAUCGCGGGAAUAUGAUCAUGAAUACCCGUCAAAACGCUAGACGAGUACAUGGGACACGGCCCCGAAUGCGACCAGCAGGAACAUCGCCAGGACCGGCCUCUGUACGGGCGCUAGAGCCAAAGGUCUCCGACAUGCGUCGCGGAGAAACUAGGCUUCGGGAUGAGCCUCAGCGCGAUGGCCAAUCUGGACGAAAGGAUGCGAAGAGCAACGAUGAGAACGUGAACAAGGAUGAGCAUGCGAAUGGAAGUGCAGCAUCAGCAAGCAUUUCCCGCGUUUCGCUGCCAAAAUCAAAGCUACCCCCGACUCGAGCACAAUCUGAGAAGCCAAACAGCACACUAACCAGCAGCAUCCGUUCCAGUCCCGGUUUCCAAGGGAUAGAUGCGUCCGAGAACGCCCCAAUCUACGACCCGGGCAUGAAUGACCGCACAAUCGACAUUCAUGCAACCCAUCCGGUUCGCCGGCCCCUGGACUGGCUCGUGACAAAGCGCCCCGCUGCACUUAUCCCACGCUGGCAGGGGGAUAGGCGGGAUCUCAAAGCCGCAUUUAUCCAGACGCGAGGGCCCAUUGCUAUGACCGCUUGCACGAAUUGUCAAGAGGGAAAGGGUAUGUGGAAGAAGUGUGUGGAGCGGAUUCAGCUGGAGUGGAGGAAGAGUGCUUGUGCCAAUUGCGUCCAGUCAGGGCAGCGUUGCUCAAAUGACGUGGAAUCUGCUCCUUUGACCGCUGACUCCGACAACGCGCCAGCCUCACAGCUGCCGAUGCAGGAGACACCCUCACAGACGGCGUCAACGCAGACGGCACCGAUGCAGGAGAUAUCCUCACUGAAGACAUCUUCACAGGAGACGGCCUCGCUGAAGACAUCCUCUCUAAAGACAUCCUCGCCGAAGAAAUUGUCGCAGAAGAUAGCAUCGCAGGAGACGGCCUCACAAAAGACAGCCUCAGAGAAGACAGCUUCAACGAAGACAUCCUUGCAGGAGCCAGCCUCGCAGAAGACCUCCUCACACAAGACAUCCUCGCAGGAGCCAGCCUCGCAGAAGACAUCCUCACACAAGACAUUCUCACACAAAACAUCCUCACACGAAACAUCCUCGCAGGAGCCAGCNGACAUCCUCACACAAGACAUUCUCACACAAAACAUCCUCACACGAAACAUCCUCGCAGGAGCCAGCCUCGCAGAAGACAUCCUCACACAAGACAUCCUCACACAAGACAUCCUCACACAAGACAUCCUCACACAAGACAUCCUCACACAAGACAUCCUCACACAAAACAUCCUCGCAGGAGCCAGCCUCGCAAAAGACAUACUACUUGCCAAAGACAAUCUUACACAGGACAUUCUCGCAGGAGCCAGCCUUGCAGAAGACUUCCUUGCCAAAGACACCCUCAGAGAAAGUAUCCUCGCAGGAGACAGCCUCGCAGAAGGCACCGUCCAAGGACACUCUGAGCCAAGCCAGCCGCGCGGAAAGCGCACCCCGGCAAGCGAAAAUCCAAGCAGCCAAGAAAGUCAACCAGCACCGUCAGUCCUAGCAGCGAUUUCAGCUGCAAGGCCACGAACAGCUAGCACGACCACUGGCGCCAAUGCCACACUAGCUUCUGCAACACCAGCUCCUGGGAUUGCGAGUGGGACAAGUGCAGGGCGCCCUUUCUUUGACUUGGGUAAAAGCUUGUCAAAGCGCAAGAACCACAUUCGACGCGUCACCAUUGACAAAGCUACCGGUAACCCGUUGCCUUUGAAGGAAGGGGAUGCAAAAGAGCCUCCCCGCCUUAAGCGGCCGGCAACGGAAAUGGAUGAGUCUUCUGAGAGGACCAAAAAACAAAAGACCAAGUCGGGAUAG